CACAAAUUAAAGGUAGUUGAGCCUCCUCCCUUGAGCCGGUCCACAGCUGUCGCUUGUUUUGGUCCUCGGCGUCAAGCAUCAUGGCGGACGUGUUGGACAUCGAAAAUGCUGAAGAAUUUGAAGCCGAUGAGGAUGGCGAUCGAUUGGUCAAACUCAAGGAAAGGGCGAAGAAGCGCAAGGGUCGUGGAUUUGGCAACGAAGACCGGUCAGAUCGACAAGAUAUCAUGUAUGAGGGCAUGACGGUAGAUGAAGCAGAUGAUGAACCAGGACCUCAGAGAUCUGUAGAGGGUUGGAUCCUCUUUGUUACCGGUGUCCAUGAAGAAGCACAAGAGGACGAUAUUCAUGAUAGGUUUUCAGAGUACGGUGAGAUAAAGAAUAUUCAUCUCAAUUUAGACCGUCGAACAGGAUUCCUUAAAGGUUAUGCUUUGGUAGAGUUUGAGACCUUCAAGGAGGCUCAAGCAGCUCUGGAUGGGCUCAAUGGUACACAAAUUCUUGGCCAGACAAUCACAGUGGAAUGGUGUUUUGUUAAAGGACCAAGAAAGAGCAAGAGAGACAGGCGACGGCGAUAAGUGAUCAAGUUUUCUAAUGUGCAGCAAAUUGAUGAUUGUGUGAUAAAUUGUAAGAAUUUAAUUUUAUGCAAUUAUAUACUGUACAAUAUUGUCAGGUAUGGUGUUCUGAGUAUGAUAUUUAUCUGAAAAUAUCUCCAUUUAUUAUUUCACACAAAAUAUAUCUGUACGUUGCCAAUUCUUCAUAAUGUAUGUUGUAAAGAAAUAUGAAAAUUUGUAUUUGUUGUGAGAGGAAAUUGCAGUACUGUACUGUAUAAUAACAACUUAAUGAUUACUUAAUAAACUGCCAAUAGAACCUAUAAAUAAAUCUGUAAGGCAGAUAAAAACACCCAAUAAUGAUAACCAUGUAUUUUUGGGGACCUGGUUUUUUGUUACUCAAUAAAGACUUGUCAUUCUA
Molecule: messenger RNA, 963 nt
Organism: Homarus americanus (American lobster)
Lineage: Eukaryota; Metazoa; Arthropoda; Malacostraca; Decapoda; Nephropidae
Gene: tsu
Product: RNA-binding protein 8A-like
Exons: 5
Coding region: 81-569 (162 amino acids)
Biological process (GO): RNA splicing
Cellular component (GO): exon-exon junction complex; cytoplasm; nucleus
Molecular function (GO): mRNA binding
Source: RefSeq, a predicted model, not a curated record